Molecule: messenger RNA, 4403 nt
Organism: Cygnus atratus (black swan)
Lineage: Eukaryota; Metazoa; Chordata; Aves; Anseriformes; Anatidae
Gene: WASHC5
Product: WASH complex subunit 5
Exons: 29
Coding region: 565-4044 (1159 amino acids)
Biological process (GO): regulation of actin nucleation; endosome fission; actin filament polymerization
Cellular component (GO): WASH complex; endosome
Source: RefSeq, a predicted model, not a curated record
GGCGCCAUCAUGUGAUGGGAGGGCUGGGCACAGCCGCCACCGCCUCCCGCCGUGCUGCCACCGCCGCGGCGGGGAAGAGGUUUUUGGGGGAGAAGCCGGAGCUCGCCCCGCUGUUGGCAGCCCUGAGGCAUGGGGCUAGCUCCGAGGAGGUCUCCCCAGGGCUCGUCCAGGCGGUGAGGGGCAAGGGAGGGCCUGGCGGGGCGGCCGGAGGAAGCGCCCGGAGCUGAGGCGAAAGGACAGGGAGGCGCCCGGGGCUGAGAGGGCUGCGCUGCACCGGGGGCGCGUUUCGGACGGCUCCUGCGAUCUUGGACGGGGUAUUCGGGCCAAAAAGGCACCCCACGGCCCGAGGAGGAGUGGGGGAGACGGAAUUUAAAGCCCAGUCCUGUUCCAUCGGGAUUACAUCCUGUUACGCCCCGCUGGGCUCCACACGACCGGACGGUCAGGCUCCUGGGUGCUGUUAAUGGAGCAGCUGGUUUUCUUCAAAUUCUUCUUCAAAUAACCUGAAAUCUAACGGUCAGAAACAGACUACAGGACCUGUGCUACGUGUUCACGUCCAGCUCCGCAAUGGUUGAUUUUCUUGCUGAAAAUAAUCUCUGUGGUCAGGCAAUUCUUCGGAUUGUCUCCUGUGGAAAUGCCAUCAUUGCAGAACUCUUAAGACUCUCAGAAUUUAUUCCCGGUGUUUUCAGGCUGAAGGACAAGGCUGAUCAACAGAAGUAUGGAGAUAUCAUAUUUGAUUUCAGUUAUUUUAAGGGGCCUGAGGCAUGUGAAGGCAAACUGGAAGCCAAACCUGAGUUACUGGACUUAGAUGAAGAAUUUCGUGAAAACAACAUUGAAAUUUUGACAAGAUUUUAUCUAGCUUUUCAGAGUGUACAUAAAUACAUUGUAGAUUUGAACAGAUAUUUAGAUGACCUCAAUGAAGGAAUUUACAUUCAGCAAACAUUAGAAACCGUCCUCCUUAAUGAAGAUGGAAAACAACUUUUAUGUGAAGCACUCUAUCUAUAUGGAGUCAUGCUACUGGUCAUUGACCAAAAAAUUGAAGGAGAAGUCAGAGAAAGAAUGUUGGUUUCCUACUACAGAUACAGUGCAGCCCGAUCCUCUGCUGAUUCCAAUUUAGAUGAUAUCUGUAAAUUGCUUCGAAGCACUGGGUACUCGAGCCAACCAGGAGCUAAAAGACCUCCAAACUACCCUGAGAGCUACUUCAGCAGGGUACCCAUAAGCGAAACAUUCAUCAGCAUGGUUAUUGGCCGCCUGCGGUCAGACGACAUUUAUAAUCAAGUUUCUGCCUAUCCUUUACCAGAACACCGCAGCACUGCCCUGGCUACUCAGGCUGCUAUGCUCUAUGUGAUUCUGUACUUUGACCCUUCUAUUCUUCACACACAGCAAGCAAAAAUGAGAGAGAUAGUGGACAAAUACUUUCCAGAUAAUUGGGUUAUUAGUAUUUACAUGGGAAUCACUGUAAAUCUGGCAGAAGCAUGGGAGCCCUACAAAGCUGCUAAAACCGCCCUCAACUACACGCUGGAUAUUGCAAAUGUCAAAGAGCAGGCAAGCAGGUACGCUGCGGUCACUGAGCGCGUGCACACUCAGGUGCAGCAGUUUCUCAAAGAGGGCUGUCUAAGGGAGGAGCUGGUGCUGGACAAUAUUCCCAAGCUGCUGAAUUGCCUACGAGACUGCAAUGUAGCAAUCCGCUGGUUGAUGCUUCACACUGCAGACACAGCUUGUGAUCCAAAUAAUAAACGUCUCCGUCAGAUAAAGGAUCAAAUUCUAACAGACUCGAGGUACAAUCCCAAGAUCCUUUUCCAGCUUCUUCUGGAUACAGCUCAAUUUGAAUUCAUUUUGAAAGAGAUGUUCAAACAGAUGCUGUCAGAAAAACAAACAAAAUGGGAGAACUAUAAAAAAGAGGGAUCUGAAAGGAUGACUGAACUUGCUGAUGUCUUCUCAGGAGUUAAACCUCUUACAAGAGUAGAGAAAAAUGAAAAUCUUCAGGCUUGGUUCAGAGAAAUCUCCAAGCAAAUCAUGUCUCUCAACUACGAUGAUUCCACUGCAGCAGGCAGAAAAACUGUGCAGCUCAUACAGGCACUGGAGGAGGUCCAAGAAUUCCACCAACUGGAAAAUAAUCUGCAAGUUUGCCAGUUUCUGGCUGACACCCGCAGAUUUCUUCAUCAGAUGAUCCGAACUAUCAACAUUAAAGAAGAGGUCUUGAUCACCAUGCAGAUAGUUGGUGAUCUUUCUUAUGCUUGGCAAUUAAUUGACAGCUUUACAUCUAUUAUGCAGGAAAGCAUAAGAGUCAGUCCAUCUAUGGUAACUAAACUCAGAGCUACUUUUCUAAAGCUUGCUUCUGCUCUUGACUUGCCACUUCUCCGCAUCAAUCAAGCCAACAGUCCUGAUCUUCUCAGUGUAUCACAGUAUUAUUCUGGCGAGUUGGUUUCCUAUGUAAGAAAGGUUCUACAGAUAAUUCCAGAAAGCAUGUUUACUUCUCUUCUCAAAAUUAUAAAGCUUCAGACUCAUGAUAUUAUUGAAGUGCCCACUCGCCUUGAUAAGGAUAAGCUACGAGAUUAUGCUCAGCUUGGACCACGAUACGAGGUUGCCAAGCUAACCCACGCAAUUUCAAUUUUCACUGAAGGUAUCCUCAUGAUGAAAACUACUUUAGUUGGUAUCAUCAAGGUGGACCCAAAACAGUUACUAGAGGAUGGAAUAAGGAAGGAGCUAGUAAAACGGGUAGCUCUAGCCCUUCACAAGGGACUCAUCUUUAAUCCUAGAGCCAAGCCAAGUGAACUGAUGCCCAAAUUGAAAGAAAUGGCAGCAACAAUGGAUGGAUUCCAUCGAUCGUUUGAAUAUAUCCAGGAUUAUGUCAACAUAUAUGGUUUAAAAAUUUGGCAAGAGGAAGUGUCUCGUAUUAUUAACUACAAUGUGGAACAGGAGUGCAACAACUUCUUAAGAACAAAGAUUCAAGACUGGCAAAGCAUGUACCAAUCUACUCAUAUUCCUAUACCAAAAUUCACACCUGUAGAUGAAUCUGUAACUUUUAUUGGUCGGCUUUGUAGAGAAAUCCUGAGGAUCACAGACCCAAAAAUCACGUGUUAUAUUGACCAAAUGAACACCUGGUAUGAUAUCAAAACUCAUCAGGAAGUAACCAAUAGUCGCCUCUUCUCAGAGAUCCAAGACACUUUAGGUACCUUUGGUCUCAACGGUUUAGACAGGCUGUUAUGUUUCAUGAUUGUAAAGGAGCUGCAGAAUUUCCUCAGCAUGUUUCAGAAAAAUAUAUUACGAGACAGGACAGUACAGGAUACCUUAAAAGCACUUAUGAAUGCUGUCAGUCCUCUCAAAGGAAUUAUAGCAAACUCAAACAAGGUUUAUUCUGCAGCAAUUGCAAAAACUCAGAAGAUCUGGACACCAUAUUUGGAAUCCAUAAUGAAGGUUGGUCAGAUGCAGAUUUUAAGACGGCAGAUUACCAAUGAGUUAAAUUAUUCCUGCAGGUUUGACUCCAAGCAUUUGGCUGCUGCAUUGGAAAAUCUCAAUAAAGCAAUACUGGCUGAUAUAGAAGCGCAUUAUCAGAAUCCAUCACUGCCUUACCCUAAAGAAGACAACACUCUUCUGUAUGAAAUCACAGCUUAUCUGGAAGCAGCUGGCAUUCACAAUCCUUUAAAUAAGAUCUACAUCACAACAAAACGUCUGCCAUAUUUUCCCACUGUCAACUUCCUAUUCCUGAUUUCACAGUUUCCAAAACUUCAGUACAACAAAAAUUUAGGAGUGGUGUGCAAACGGCCGGCUGAUCAAAUUGACUGGCUUCCUCUAGUGCUGGGACUCCUUACCUUGUUGAAACAGUUUCACUCGAGAUACACAGAACAAUUUCUGACUCUCAUCGGUCAGUUUAUUCGUUCAACGAUGGAGCAGUGCACAAGCCAGAAGAUACCAGAAAUGCCUGCUGAUGUGGUGGCUGCCCUCAUGUUCCUGGAAGACUACAUUCGCUACACAAAAUUACCAAGAAAGGUCGUUGAAGCACAUGUGCCUAGCUUCAUUUUUGAUGAGUUCAGAACUGUGCUGUGAAAAUGGAGAAAGACCAAGGCUCUUCCCCAAGCCUGAAACAAGGAACUGAGGAUAGGCCAAGCUUUUCAGAACUGUAUCUUUUCUGUGCUUUGAGGCAAUACCUGCAACUGUCACUACGAAAUAUAACCAUCAGCACAAGUCUAUAUCAUUAACACUUGUUUAAAUCUUGGCGUGAAAUGCAAACCAUAUCUCAUCCAAACUGUGUACAUUUUGUACUGCACAUUAUAAAUGCUGUAUGUAAUUGUUUACGUAUAAAUCAUUUAGUUUUUUGUUCUGAAUAACUAUUUGUGGAAGUUGGAUUUUUGUAUCACAAACGAGCAAGGAAAUUGGAAAUAAAGGUAUCAGAUUCUUUGCCAGGA